Molecule: messenger RNA, 234 nt
Organism: Parnassius apollo (apollo)
Lineage: Eukaryota; Metazoa; Arthropoda; Insecta; Lepidoptera; Papilionidae
Source: the annotation of a GenBank genome assembly
AUGUUACGUGUUAAAACAAAUCCUCCCUUCAACGGUAAAGCCUCAGGUUCAUUUGGCGCACUGCUUUUGGGGUUGCUUAUGGUAUGGCCCUCAUAUACAUUAGAGCUGUUUAAAGACAGCCAUACAACGUUACUUACGGCGCCAAUGACAGAUGUAGAGAGCUCCUUACUAGGCAGCCUCCCUCCUCUUGGAGCCAUGGUCGGAACUGCUCUAACUGGUGUUGUGAUUGAAUAA